AUGAAGAAAGGAGGUGUCUAUGAUUUAGAGUUUGAUAGUAAACUUUCGACUGCAAGCAGCAAUGUUGUCUAUCAGAAUAUAGAGUGUGUCGAUAUCAGACCGAGCGGUAUCUAUGUACUGAAGUUUAUGUAUAGAGAGUGGAUAGGACCGUUGACCCAACUGGUAAACCCAAAGUCAUCGAUCAAGAUCUCGAUCGAUCUCAAAGAGGGUCUCGUAACAUGUCUUCACACCGACAAGAAGAAGACCGUCUAUCGAUGGGACAUCAAUCAAGGUCUAGACAUUGCAAAGGGUGGUGGUGCAUCCGGUUCGAAAGAAGAGAACAACGUAUCAUAUACUACAUUUUCAAAUAAUCUAUUCUCUGUUGAUAAAUAUACAAAUGAUUUGUUUCAACAUAAGAAUGAAAUACAAUCUACACAGCAUUUAUCAUUCUUGAAUGAAAGAAAACUAGGAUGUAUUGACUUUUUAAAGAAAGAUGUAUAUAAGAAUCAUACUAUUUUCAUUGGUGCAUCAAAAGAGAUUGCGAAUUCUGAAGUAGAUAUGUUAGAUUUUAGAAAUUUAAUAACUGAUUAUGGAAAUCAUAUUACAGCAAUACAGAAUCUAUCUAUUAAUUGGGAUCAUUAUAAAAUUAAACAACAAUCAAAGAAUGAAUAUGAAACACUUUCAAAGACAACAGAACCAAUUCAAUGGUUAACAACAGUUCCACAUGAAUUAGAGGUUGCUGUAGAGCAAAGAGAAUUUGAAACUGCUGUUUCUAUUGUUGAAAAAAUUAAUGAAAUAUAUCAAAAUAAUCAAAAGGUAGAGAUUGUAAUGCAAACACAUCCAUUGAAGGAAUUGGUAGAUCAGAGAAUCAAGUCGUUGACAGAGACACUGAUAGAUACGCUAAGAUCACCUAUUUUGAAACCAACUCAAAUCAAAGAAACCAUUGCUUGGUUGGUUCGUCUCGGUCAAACCGAUCAAGCUAAAACCAUCUUCCUAGAGAGUAGAACCAACACCAUACAGGCAGCCAUCAAAAAGCUAGUUAAACGCGGUGAUUUAGUAAGAAACAUCGGUGAGAUAACAAAGAUUACAUUCAGUCAGAUCGAUACAACCUGUCAAGACUAUUGCAACUCAUUCUCAGAGGCAUACAUGACGAGUGGUUUGAUCGAGUGGAUCAUCUAUCAGCUAGAGAUCAUCUGUGAUACCAUCAACCGACAAGUAUUCAUUAUCGAUAACUUUCAAACUAUAUCUCAUAUUUUAAGAAUAGUUGAAUCUCAUUGUGAAAUGUUGGAUCAAAGUGGUUUAUCUUUGAUAUCUUAUUGGAAUUUAUUGUUAAAUCCACAUCUAGAAAAGUUAAUAUCAACCUAUGAAUCAAAGAUUGUAGAUCUUUUACAACAACAUCUAAAUGAAGAGAAAUGGGUUGGUAACACUCAAUGGGAGUAUGAGAUUACAAUUCAACCUAAAUCAGCUCCAAACUCACCUGUUCAAUCACCAAAGAACUCUUUCAUAAGCCAACAUCUACAACAUCAGCAACACAAUGAGGAAGUUAAAUUGAAACUAACAGAGAGUACUAUAUUUUUAAAUACAAUUAUACAAAGAUUUGCAAAUGAUAUCUGUCAUAUUACAACUGUUGAACUUAUACCAGUAGUAUCAAGUUCAUUACAAAAGAUAUUUAAGGAAUACAUGUCACACUUGUUGACAGCGAUGCAAAAGGAUUUGAAUGAUAGUCAAGCACAUGCAAUCAUAUCGGAUGCAGUUUUCAUUACAGAGGAUCUAUUGUUUAGAAUUUCAAAUAGAAUCGAAGAUGCAUUGGACAGACCAAUCAACAAUCUAGAGAUGCUCAAAGAGAAUCUCGACGGUUUGUUUAGGAGGAUCAGAGAUGAGUAUGCAGCGAAGAAGGCAGUCGAGAUAGUCGUGAACAUAAUGAUUUGGGAUGAAGGUGUCUACUCUAUCGAGGAAGAGAUAGAACCGUUCCCCAAGAAGUUUAUCAAGCUCUCAGAGUAUUUGGAGACACUGUCCAAUUCGAUUCAAAACAACGUCAACGUAGAAAGUGUCAUUCCAAUUACCUCUCGUAUCCUCUCGGAGAUCGUUGUUGUCAUCUCUCAGAAACUACAGACGCUAGGUCAAUCCAUGAGUUAUGGCUAUGGUGGACUUCAACAUUUCGUACUGGAGAUGAAGUAUUUGAAUACCAUACUAGGAAAGUAUGAAGUCGAACAGAUUACCUACGAUAUCAUUUCAUCGAUGAUUGAGAAUGCCAAGACUUCUUAUGCCACCGCCAAUAGCUUUGAUCCAGAGACCGUCUUGAAACCAAAGGAAGAAUUCGAUGAGGUUAUUGUAAAUUUAGUUUAUCAGAAAGCAGAAAGGAAUUAG
Heterostelium album PN500 is the source of this 2346-nucleotide messenger RNA. RefSeq names its product exocyst complex subunit 8 (gene exoc8). Bases 1 to 2346 code for a protein of 781 amino acids. The transcript is spliced from 9 exons. Lineage: Eukaryota; Evosea; Eumycetozoa; Acytosteliales; Acytosteliaceae. Gene Ontology annotation, biological process: Golgi to plasma membrane transport; intracellular protein localization; exocytosis. The record is from RefSeq and is a predicted model, not a curated record. Gene Ontology annotation, cellular component: exocyst.